Molecule: messenger RNA, 1101 nt
Organism: Notechis scutatus (mainland tiger snake)
Lineage: Eukaryota; Metazoa; Chordata; Lepidosauria; Squamata; Elapidae
Source: RefSeq, a predicted model, not a curated record
CCAAACUGAAGUUUUCCAGCCAUGUUUCGUCAGCGCGAGGAUGUCCUCCAAAGAAAAUCCAGUGAAAAAGUGAUCCACCCAGGCGAGGCCUCUGAUUGGAGAAUCCCCAGGCAGAUGGGAUCCUUAGGUCCAAAGGCAAUGAUCACUGGUGGUACGGGAUAUAGUGGAUUCCACCUGAGCCGUGUUCUCCUCCAGGAAGGGAUUGGUGUGGUUCUGCUUGAUAGACGUGAACCUAAAUGGGAGCUCCCCAAGGGAGCGGUCUUCUUCCAGGCCGAUGUGUGUGAUUAUGAGAAAGUCUUCCAAGCUAGUGAGGGAAUCGACACCAUUUAUCAUCUGGCCAGCUUUGGCAUGUCUGGAGGCGAGCAACUCAAAAAGAUAAAAGAGAUUGACUCCAUCAACGUGGGAGGAACAAAGGUUAUCAUUGAUGUUUGCAAAUCAAGAAACAUUUCCAAAUUGAUCUAUGGCAGUUCAAUGACUGUUAUAUUUGGAGGGGAUCCAAUUGAAGAUGGAGAUGAAACAUUGCCGUAUUAUCCACUUGAAAAGCAACCUGACAAUUAUUCUAAAUCCAAAACAAUUGCAGAGCAGAUGAUUCUAGCUGCCAAUGGAGCCCCACUUCAGGACGGGGAGACGCUGCGAACGUGUGCCCUUCGCCCGCCAGGAAUCUACGGUCCAGGAGACAACAAACACAUUUCCCGUUUCAUUAAAAUUAUCCAGGACUAUUUACUGUACGUCACCUUGGAUACCACGGGCACAUGGACAAACUGGGUUCAUAUUUAUAAUUUAACUCAAGCCUACCUCCUUGCCCGAAGAGCUCUAACAGCAGAGAGAAAUUUCAUUGCCAGUGGUCAAGCCUAUUUUAUAAAUGAUGGAGAAAAGAUCAAUUUUUUCAAAUGGAUAUCAGUUCUGUAUGAAAAGCUGGGUCAUCCGAAGCCAAGACUGGUUCUGCCUGGGUAUUGUUUGAAAGUCACAGUUACCUUGUUGGAAUACCUCUCUUGGCUUCUUCACCCCAUAUUUAAUUUCAUGCCAUUCCUGACCAAAAGAGAGGUUGUUUUCAGCCAUUUUGAGGCUGUUUUCAGGCAGUCUGGCGCCCACGAAGACUAG